Messenger RNA from Fusarium graminearum PH-1, 198 nucleotides. RefSeq names its product cytochrome c oxidase polypeptide VIb. Bases 1 to 198 code for a protein of 65 amino acids. NCBI's taxonomy places the organism in Eukaryota, Fungi, Ascomycota, Sordariomycetes, Hypocreales, Nectriaceae. The transcript is spliced from 3 exons. The record is from RefSeq and is a predicted model, not a curated record. Gene Ontology annotation, cellular component: respiratory chain complex IV; mitochondrion.
AUGUCGGACGACGGUCAGGAGCUUGUUACCAAGCCCUUCAAGUUUGUCACUGGCACUGAUGCUCGUUUCCCCAACAUGAACCAGACCAAGCACUGCUGGCAAAACUACGUCGAUUACCACAAGUGCAUUAUCGCCAAGGGCGAGGACUUUGCGCCCUGCCGCCAGUCCGGCAACUUCCCCGUCAAGCUCGAUGCUUAA